Molecule: messenger RNA, 453 nt
Organism: Anastrepha obliqua
Lineage: Eukaryota; Metazoa; Arthropoda; Insecta; Diptera; Tephritidae
Exons: 3
Coding region: 13-453 (146 amino acids)
Source: RefSeq, a predicted model, not a curated record
ACAGAGGCGAUAAUGCCACACGCUACCCUAAGCAACAAUAGAAGGCAACUCGGAUGCCUUCAAUUAAACCUCCACCAUGCAAAGGCUGCCUCGGCUGAACUAGCAAGGAGGUUUAACAAACAAAACUUGGAUAUAGCUCUAAUCCAAGAACCGUGGGUACGUGACAGAGUCAUUGAGGGACUCCAAGAUGUUAAUGUUCACUACCACCGAUCUCGUUGCGAUCUGGACCAAGGUGCCAACAGACAAAGGCGAGCACGAGUCCAGGCCGCAGAAAUCGUGAAUGAUGUUUAUGGUGCCGAUAUGAGGGAUAGUUUCGAUUUUGGCGAUUCCGUUCAGACACUUUUGGUGUUAAAGAAACACCUCGCAGAGGCAAGCCCGUCGUUGAAAAUGUCGAUAAAAUCACAGAAAAAAUCGAAGUUGAUGGACAGCCCAGGAGCUAAAGAUCGACGAUAA